This is a messenger RNA of Salarias fasciatus (jewelled blenny), 2200 nucleotides long. RefSeq names its product phosphoribosyl pyrophosphate synthetase 1B (gene prps1b). Gene Ontology annotation, cellular component: ribose phosphate diphosphokinase complex; cytoplasm. Gene Ontology annotation, molecular function: magnesium ion binding; ATP binding; ribose phosphate diphosphokinase activity. The record is from RefSeq and is a predicted model, not a curated record. Bases 213 to 1175 code for a protein of 320 amino acids. Gene Ontology annotation, biological process: purine nucleotide biosynthetic process; 5-phosphoribose 1-diphosphate biosynthetic process; ribonucleoside monophosphate biosynthetic process. Lineage: Eukaryota; Metazoa; Chordata; Actinopteri; Blenniiformes; Blenniidae. The transcript is spliced from 7 exons.
GCGUGCGCGCCGCCCCGGGAGGAAGAGCUUCACGCGUGAUGUGUGGGACAUAAUGGUGGAUAGGUAGGGAACACAUUUAAGCUCGCUAAGAGUAGCUCGUCAACUGUUGACCUGUUCGCCGCGGCUGUCUCGGCCUCUCUUCGCCCCCUCGACUCGCCUCACGCUCCCCGGCGCAGCCCGCUCGACGGAACGAAGCCCUGGACCGCAGCAAAAUGCCUAAUAUCAAAAUAUUUAGCGGGAGCUCGCAUCCGGACCUCUCACAGAAAAUAGCAGACCGCCUGGGUCUGGAGCUGGGGAAGGUUGUGACGAAGAAAUUCAGCAACCAAGAGACAUGCGUGGAGAUAGGAGAGAGCGUCCGCGGAGAAGAUGUUUACAUCGUGCAGAGUGGCUGUGGGGAGAUCAAUGACAAUCUGAUGGAGCUGCUGAUCAUGAUCAAUGCUUGCAAGAUUGCCUCGGCCUCCAGGGUCUCCGCUGUCAUCCCCUGCUUUCCCUAUGCCCGGCAAGACAAGAAGGACAAGGUGGGGAGCCGUGCUCCCAUCUCUGCCAAAUUGGUGGCCAACAUGCUGUCUGUGUCCGGCGCCGACCAUAUCAUCACUAUGGACUUGCACGCAUCACAGAUACAGGGGUUCUUUGAUAUCCCGGUCGAUAACCUGUAUGCAGAGCCAGCUGUGCUGAAAUGGAUCAAAGAAAACAUCCCUGAAUGGAAAAACUGCAUCAUCGUCUCCCCAGAUGCCGGAGGAGCCAAGAGGGUCACCUCGAUAGCGGACAGACUGAAUGUGGACUUCGCCCUGAUCCACAAGGAGAGAAAAAAGGCGAACGAGGUGGACCGCAUGGUUCUCGUUGGAGAUGUGACGGACCGGGUCGCCAUUCUCGUGGAUGACAUGGCCGACACGUGUGGCACAAUCUGCCACGCCGCUGACAAAUUAAUAUCUGCUGGCGCCACCAAGGUGUACGCCAUCCUGACCCAUGGCAUCUUCUCCGGCCCGGCCAUUCAGCGCAUCAACAAUGCCUGUUUUGAGGCCGUGGUGGUCACCAAUACAAUUCCUCAGGAGGAUAAAAUGAAGCAUUGCCCCAAAAUUCAAGUGAUCGACAUCUCCAUGAUCCUUGCGGAGGCUAUUCGUAGAACUCACAACGGCGAGUCUGUGUCAUACCUGUUCAGCCAUGUUCCCUUGUAACAAAUGGUAUCAACCAUCAGCUGUAUGCUAUUAACACCAAAAAAAGAAAAAGAAAAGAAAUCAAGAGGGAAUCCUACCCAAACACAACCAUUAACAAAGAUGUUCUUCUAAUUAACCGUGAAAAAAAAAUGAAAGAACUGUGAUGUCUGUUACUAAUGUUGACCCCCUCCCCACCACCUCACUCGAGUUCCUUCUCUUUAGAGCGGAGUCUCAUCAUUUCUCAGCGCCUGCACAGUCGCAGGUUACCUUAUAGGCUGGCGUAUUUAUUGUUUAUGGAUAAACAGUUAUUUAUCCGCCGUGAACGUUGUCCUCAUAACAUUUAGAUGCAGAGUUUCUGCUGAUCCUCCCGGAGCUCUUUCAGGCAGAUAUCGCAGAGGUCAUAUAUGAAUAUUCCUGAAAGGCUCCUGCGGUCAGGAGAGGCUUCUGCCCUUUAAAGCUGUUACAGUGCUUUCUGUUACAACGAAUGAGUGUAGUUUUUUCAUGUUGCUCUUGUAUCCUCUAUUUGAAAGAUUAUAAAUAAUGAAGUGAAUGUGUAUUGAAAUAGUUUACAGUGCCACUGAAACUCCACUCAACCAAGAGUGCCUCAACAGUCUGAAAUGAAAUGGCAUUUUCCUUCACUCCAGUCCUCUCGCCCUCCCUCCUGUUUUAAUGUUUUCUUAAAGAUAAAAAAAAAAAAAGUAUGUUUCUUAGAAGGCUGUUGCCAGUUUUACGUUUCUUUCAACUAUUGAGGUGCCCUCAUUGAGUGGGGUUUGCCCAGUGUGAGAUUUACAGGAUGAAGAUCUUAAAAGCUGUCGGGUUUUUAGCUUUGGGGUCUCUGCAGGCUGGAGCUUCCUUCAGAAAUUUUCACCUGCUUUAUUUUUUUAUUUUGUUUUUUUUUCUUUCUCUCUUUUUGUAAGUCCGGAGUAAGGAUUUGUCAUCAGCGUGCGUUCCAAAUCUAUUGUGUUUAUUUUUUUUUUUCCAGUAGAAAGAAUGUGCCAGGUAUUUGAGGGUGCAUUCUCAAUAAAGCUUAAAUAUGAGUCAAAUCU